Messenger RNA from Sciurus carolinensis (gray squirrel), 1199 nucleotides. It is a transcript of the gene Prok2, whose product is annotated as prokineticin 2. The transcript is spliced from 3 exons. Bases 42 to 359 code for a protein of 105 amino acids. The record is from RefSeq and is a predicted model, not a curated record. Lineage: Eukaryota; Metazoa; Chordata; Mammalia; Rodentia; Sciuridae.
GCGCCGCAACCGCCCCAACCGCCGCGCGGCCCAGGGGCGCCAUGAGGAGCCCGCGCUGCGUCCCGCUGCUGCUGCUGUUGCUGCUGCUGCUCACGCCCCCCGCCGGGGACGCCGCCGUCAUCACGGGGGCCUGCGACAGGGACCCCCAGUGUGGCGGAGGCAUGUGCUGUGCUGUAAGCAUCUGGGUUAAGAGCAUCCGGAUCUGCACACCCAUGGGCAAGGUGGGGGACAGCUGCCACCCGCUGACUCGGAAGGUUCCAUUUUUCGGACGGAGAAUGCACCACACCUGCCCCUGCCUGCCGGGCCUGGCCUGCGUGCGGACUUCAUUUAACCGGUUUAUUUGUUUAGCCCGAAAGUGAUCCCGUGAGAGCUGGAGCUUUCUACGCCAGCCGCGUCGGGCCGCCUGCAGAGUCUGACCUGGAUCCCGCCCGCCGGGCAGUGCCAGGGAGAAAAUCCGCGCCGGCCUUCCGAGCAACAUUUCAUCUUCGAUUCUUCACUUUUUGUUUCUUUUCGUCGAAAGGGAAUUUUAAUUUCGGACAGAAAUGUGGAGCGCAGAGUAUUCCGGCACCAGUUGUCGUUUCUCUGUUUGGGUUAGGGUUUGGUUUGGCUUUGUUAGUGCCAAUAACUCACCCGCUGGCACAAAGAUGAGAAUAAGAAUUGGUAUUUUGUUACAGGAACAUUUUUUUUUUUUUUACUCCACCCCUCCCUGCCCUGUCCCUGCCAGUUGUGCAGUUGUGUGUGUGUACACACUCAUGCACACACAACUCACACACACACAUACACACACACUUGGUCUUUGUCUCUUCGUCUCAGAAGAUUUAUAAAGCCCUUGCUUUGUCCCCCAUUUCCCGUCUCCCCCGGUGGCAUUUUAAAGUGGAAGUUCUGCGACCUGUAGUCUGCCGGUGGACUCCCCGGCGAGAACUAAGCCAUCCCCCUAAGCAGGGACCAGUGGGGACCCCUGAACCAGGCACUGCAAACUCUCUUCUUGGCGGAGGCAGGGAGUGCCCCGGGAACUCUCCCGAGCCCGUCGUUCUGGGUGGACCUCAGUUCUGCCCUUGACUGGUGAGGACAAGAAUCAGCGGGAAGCCACGCUGAUUGGGUCCAGAUUGCUAGCUGUGGGGGUUCCGUUUGAAUUAGAGUCGUCUUUUCCAAUCCAAUAGCGUACCUAUUCUUUUCCUUUUUUAUGAAGUUUACUUUUU